AUGCUAUCUGAAAUCAAGGAUUUCACAGGUUUCAAAAAGAAACUUAAUAUUGUCUGCAUUGGUGCUGGAUAUGUUGGUGGGCCCACCAUGGCUGUGAUAGCCGACAAAUGCCCAUUUGCUACAGUAAAUGUGUUUGACAUUUUUAAGCCUCGCAUCGAGGCGUGGAAUUCUCCUAUACCGUCGUCGCCCGAUGAGCCCGACGGGCUGCCCAUCUUUGAGCCUGGACUACCUGAUAUCAUUUACAGAGCUCGCGGAAAAAACUUGUUUUUCACAACCGACCCAAACGUGUUACAAAAGGCCGAUAUCAUUUUUAUUGCUGUCAAUACACCAAUUAAAGACAAGGGUAUGGGAAUCGGACGUGCUACCGAUCUUUCAUUCUUCGAAAGUUCCAUUCGACUUAUUGGGAGGACAGUUAUCGAGGAGCGAGAUGUUCUUAUUGUGGAGAAGAGCACCGUCCCCGUACGGGCAGCAACAACUGUUCGGCAGAUCCUCUCAUCGUUUAAUUCGAAAGCGCGGUUUCAUAUUCUCAGCAACCCAGAGUUUUUGGCCGAGGGAACUGCCAUUAAGGACUUGCUGAACCCGGAUCGCAUUUUGAUCGGUGGCUCCGACUCCGAUGCCGUAGCUGUGCUUUCCUCGAUUUAUGAGUGUUGGGUGCCGAAGGAACGCAUCGUCACGACGAACCUCUGGUCGAGCGAGCUGUCCAAACUGGCUGCAAACGCGUUUCUGGCGCAGCGGAUCUCCUCCAUCAACUCGAUCAGCGCGAUUUGUGAGAAGACGGAUGCCAAUGUUAUGGAGAUCAGCCGGGCUUUAGGCUCGGACAAACGCAUUGGGCGCAGCUUUUUAGACCCAUCCCCGGGCUUUGGUGGGUCUUGCUUUAAGAAGGAUAUUCUGAGCUUGGUGUACCUGUGCGAGAAGAUGGGCCUGUCUGAGGUCGCCGAGUACUGGAACCAAGUCAUCGUGAUGAACGAGUACCAAAAGGAAAGAAUUUACCGAAAAGUUGUCGAAAUGUGCUUUGACACGGUGAACCGAAAGACCUUGGCGAUUUUUGGUUUUACCUUUAAGAAAGAUACGGGCGACACUCGCGAGAGCGCGGCCAUUCACAUCUGCUCCCGGCUCCUUGGAGAGGGAGCAACGCUAAAAAUUUACGAUCCCAAGGUAUCUGAAAAUGCCGUAUACUCGGAGCUUGCAAACUUCGUUAUGACAGCUGAUCAAAACAUUGAUCUCAAAUCUUUACAUGCCAACCACCGAAGCGAUGAUGGUUAUAAAUUUGACCUUUAUAGUGACAAAUUGACUGAAUUCCUUAAGAAUAACGUGAAGUUGGUGCAUUCCGCGUUGGACGCUGCUCAGGGUGCGUCUGCUGUUCUUAUUCUAACGGAGUGGGAUGAUUUUCAGCAUUUGAAUUAUAAAUCUAUUUAUGAUGUCAUGGAUAAGCCCGCCAUGAUGUUUAAUGGGCGCCCCACUUUGAAUCUUAAAAACCUUGAGAGCAUCGGUUUCAAUACCUUUUCUCUUGGAGAAAAAACACGUAACCCAUUAUUUGAUUCCCUGAGUGGGUAUUAA
This is a messenger RNA of Phytomonas sp. EM1, 1557 nucleotides long. The record is from the annotation of a GenBank genome assembly. Lineage: Eukaryota; Euglenozoa; Kinetoplastea; Trypanosomatida; Trypanosomatidae.